Messenger RNA from Mesitornis unicolor (brown roatelo), 1367 nucleotides. Its product is annotated as chromosome unknown open reading frame, human C11orf16. The transcript has 6 exons. The record is from RefSeq and is a predicted model, not a curated record. NCBI's taxonomy places the organism in Eukaryota, Metazoa, Chordata, Aves, Mesitornithiformes, Mesitornithidae. The annotation marks the transcript as partial.
AUGGAUCGCAGGUAUUGCAGCACGAUGCCAGCUCUGAGCACGUUCUCAUGCUCCAGUGUCGUGCCCACCAUCAAACUCUGCUGCAGGAGCUCUUUUGUGGUGCAUCCCACCUGGAUCGCCGAGCCCCUCACCCUCCAAAGGUGCCAAUGGGUUAGUCACUGUCUCCCCUCCCCUGGCCCAGCAAGGAAGAGGCUGAGCACGUCUGGCUUAGACAGCAACGUCCCUGUGCUGGUGAGAGGGGAACGAGAUGGAUUUUACUACCGAGGUACAAUAAAAGAGAAGAUAGAGCAGGGUGAAAGAGGCAUGUUUCUGGUAGAGUUUGCCAAACCACUUGUGUCGCGUGGAAGGCAUCCAGCGUGUGUGCAAAAAACAGCAAAGGAUGACAUGCUGGAAUAUGUGAACGGGAUGAAGCACUCUUUACUCCCUGGAGACAAAGUGCUGGCACCCUGGGAACCAGAUAUGGCCAGGUAUGGCCCAGGAACCGUCCUCGCAGGCAUUGAAACAAGGGAUCCCUUAAGAGCCUCAGAAGACGAAGACAUUAUGAUCAAGUUCUGGAAUGACAAGACAGUGAAACUCCCACGAGGUGUGGCUCUGUGAAUCCCCCCUGGCCUGUGGGAGAGGAUUGUAGAGAUGAUCCACAUGCCCUUCACCAGCAGGGUGGAGCCCAGAGAAAGUCCAGAUGCUGACUCUAGUAUUUUUUCCCGCUGUCCUAAACCAGCCCUGACUCCUGUUUGUGCUGUCCGUAGCCUUGCCAAGCACUGCUUGCUCUGCUCACCCUGCUGGCCACAUUUCAACUAUCAUUGUGAUGGUAUAUGCUGUUUGUCAGCAUACCUGAGGUGCAUCUGCUGCUGCCAUCCCCAUGUUGAUGCCUGGUGGCCUCUUCCAUCCAGGUCUCUGUUCUUUCAGAGAGAAACUGAAGGGGCAGUGUCCACCGGCGAGCGUUCUCCACACCUUCUAGAACUAGAAGGGCCAAACCAAGAAGAGCCAGCAGCUGUGGCAGUGUCUUCUCCCUCUUCUGAUUCGGAGUGGGACCUGGAGCCAUUCCCCGCUCAGAGUGCUGUGGUGGACAGUGCUGUUAACACGGACUCUGGCAGUCUUGAGAAGCCCAGGCUACAGGAUAUUGCAAGAUCCAAGUGGAAAUACUGGAAAAGAAGCCACCACAAGUUCCAUCCCAGAGUUGACAGUUGCAGCAGCACAGGUACAGAGGGCAAGGAGGAAUGCAAAGCCAUCUCUGCUGGGGACAUGUCCUGUGUUGGGCCAGCUAAUCAGAAGGCAACGUUUGAAACCAUUGAGCAGCCUCCCAGAGGGCAACUCACAAUGACAGAAAUCUUAAGAGACCAAGAUUUCAAGCCAUCAUCGGGGAUAAG